Molecule: messenger RNA, 3819 nt
Organism: Aspergillus chevalieri
Lineage: Eukaryota; Fungi; Ascomycota; Eurotiomycetes; Eurotiales; Aspergillaceae
Product: hybrid sensor histidine kinase/response regulator
Exons: 2
Coding region: 1-3819 (1272 amino acids)
Biological process (GO): regulation of DNA-templated transcription; phosphorelay signal transduction system; phosphorylation
Molecular function (GO): protein binding; phosphorelay sensor kinase activity
Source: RefSeq, a predicted model, not a curated record
AUGGAGUCGUCUGCUGGAUCGGAUAGACAUAUGGGAGGUGAUGGAACAGGGAACAUCGACACAACGCCUCCGGUUAUGAAGGGCUCGUUGCGAAAGAUGCUCUCCAUACCUGAAUCGCUACGUAUCUUGACAGACCCGGCGCAAGAUUUAUUUUCGCUACCUACUACCUUUCCUUGCGGGCUGAAAUUGCCUCAACUGAGCCCUGACACGACCGAAAGAGUCUUUCCCAUCCGCUCAGUUGUCUCUGUUGAUUCCUCCACGCCAUCUUCUACGUUACAAACACCUUCGUUGGAAAGCUCAGAAAGACAGAUAUCUCCUUUCUCAGAAAUCUCCUCGACUUUCUCGACAAGAGACAGAUCCAACAGCCAGCCGAUAACUCCAGCUACUGACUAUACAAGCUACACGUCGCCUACGACCGAGAAUGGCAUGUCGGGUGACAGGUGGGGACGCGGCAUUCUUGCCAGUCCUGGGUCUUCCAACAGGAGAGACUUAAGCCUCGCCAAUCUGCAACACAUUCAACAAGUAGACAGAACAAUCGAGACGGCACAUAAGCUCAGAGACAUGUUGCAGGAAUCUCGGAAUGAAAGGGCUGUCUAUCCAUUCGGUGCACUGGUGGUACUGGAAGAGUCGGAAGGGCGGCUGGUUGUUCAUGCUUCCAGCAGAAAUACUAGAGAGGUCAUUGGCUAUACUCCUGGAGAGCUCUUCGCGCUGGAAUCCUUUUGCAAUAUCUUGCGACAAGAUCAAAAAACAACAUUCCUGAGUCACACGAAGUCUAUCGGAGAGAAGUGCUAUAACGUUGAGCAACAUGGUCCAGAUGUCCUCGAUCUGACCAUCACCACGCAAAACGAAGAGCCAAAGGACUUCUGGUGCACAAUUCAUGCUAACAAAGACAGCACGAAUUAUAUAAUUUGCGAGAUCGAGCCACAACAAAGCUCAUCAGACCGUCCUGGAGACAAAGAUUAUCCACAAUCUCAACGAACACAAAGUAAAACAUGGGUAUCCGCAACGCCACACGAAGAGACAGAUGACGCGUUUGAAGCUUUUGACGUAUUCAGGAUGCUAGGACAGAGCAAAAAUGGAUUCGAAUACUCAAACAUCCUCAAUGCAGUAUCGAGAAUUAUCCAGCUUACUUCGACUGCACAAUCUGUUGAUAUGCUGUUCAAUCGAGUGGUCAGAAUCCUCAAGGAGCUUACUGGGUUUAACCGAGCUACGGUGUACCGAUUCGACAGUGAUUGGAAUGGUAUUGCCGUGGCUGACCUUGCAGACCCGGCAUUGUCAGAGGAGACUUGCGAGGAUAUGCACUUCCUUGGCUCUAUGUUCUCCGAGGAUUUGCAAACGCUGCACUCACGAAACAAAGUUCGUUUGUCAUACAACCGCAGACAGAAUUUGCCUACUGGAUUGGUGUACAGAAAACCCGAUUCAGCAUCACAACUAGACACAAGCUUCUGUUAUUUAUCAAUGGAAUCACCAGCUCCUUUGGAGUUUCUUUCGCGCCGACCUCUGGAGGCAUGCGUUUCUAUAAGAAUCAAUGUCUUCGGAAAGCUCUGGGGCUUGGUAUCAUGCAAGUCUUACGCUCAAGGUGCCAGGUUAUUGCCUCCUUUGCAAAAGCUCUGCUGGCUCAUUAGUGAUACCUUGUCAAGCAACAUCGAACGCUUAUCUUACACACUGCCUUUCCAAUUGGUGCAGCAGAACUCCCCUAGGGAAGUCGACAAGAGGGAGACUGUUCCAGGAGUGGAUAUCCUUAGCUUGUUUGGCGCCGACUAUGCUGCUUCCUCAAUUAUGGGCGAAACCAAGAUACUUGGAAGACCAUUCGACUCAGGAGAGGUUCUUGCUAUUGUGGAAUAUAUGAGGGCGAGAAAGCUCGAUACAAUUGCUUGGUCGACGGAUGUCAACAAAGAUUUUCAAGACCUCCAUUAUCCCCCUGGUUUUCGAUAUGUGUCGAGUCUCCUUUUUAUUCCAUUGUCGGCUGAUGCUCGCAAUUUCAUCGUCUUUUUCCGCACCACACAAUGGAGAGAAAUGACGUGGGUUGGGUGCUCAAACGGGCCGGAACCAAGCUGUACCCACGAAAAAGGCCAUGUCCCGUGUAGACCAGAUGCAUGGUCCGCUGUAGACCAGGGAAAGGCUUCUGUUCUUUCUUUGAUAUACAAGACAUUUGCUGAAGUAUGGCAGCAGAAGGAGACAGCCAUGCAAAACACGCAGCUCAUGAAACUUCUCCUUGCGAAUUGUGCUCACGAGUUCCGGACGCCAUUGAACGCAAUAAUAAAUUAUCUGGAAAUAGCCCUGGAUGGCUCUCUGAGCCAGGAGACUCGCGAUAAUCUUUCCCGGUCGCAUUCGGCUUCGAAAUCGCUCGUCUACAUAAUCAACGACCUGUUGGAUCUGACGAAUGCGGAGAACGGACAAAGCCUGAUUAAGGACGAAGUCUUUGAUCUAUCCGGGACUAUCAAGGAGGCAACACAUAUAUUCGGAGAGGAGGCCAAACAGAAAGCCGUUGAGCUGAACAUUGUCCAACACACCGACCUUCCCCGUGUACUAGGAGACCAACGACGAGUACGCCAAGUUAUAAUGAACCUGAUCAGCAACGCUGUGCAACACACCACCCAUGGAUCAGUGGUCAUUGAGACUUGCCUUACUCCUGACACGACAAACUCCGACACCAUCGGCGUCGAAGUAGCUGUCCACGAUACAGGCUCGGGAAUGUCGCAAGAAGCAGUGGAAGCUCUGUUUUGCGAACUGGAGGAGGUAUCAAAUGAGGAUUAUUUACAAGACUCCAAAUGCUGCCGGAGUAAGGUUGACGACACCACGGGGACCAAGAAUGUUCUUGGCUUAGGGCUGGCAUUGGUUGCUCGUAUUGUCCGUACUAUGGACGGACGGUUGACUGUGAAGUCGGAGCAGGGAGUGGGAAGUUCGUUUAAGAUUAAGCUCAGAUUCCCAUUGCCGUCUGAGGAGCUGGCAGGUACAUCUGACGUCGGUGGCAGAGAACUUCGCAGGCAACUUCCAGCGGUAUUUGAAAAGAGUGAUAUCAAUCCUGCGGGACCCAAGUGUGAAAAUGAAUGCUCGAGUCGCUAUGGAGAGACCCAAGGUCAAAAGCUCAGCAGAGCCAAUAUUGAUAUUGCAAUGAGCACCGGGUCUUCUGAACUGGUUCACCAAUCCGUGAGCCCCGAACAUGAACAGCCUGAUUCUGCAGGAACAGAAUCAUCUAUUAUCAACACACCACCAUCAAAACCAGAUACAAUUCAUAAAAACCUAUCAAAACCGCGUGACUCGGUAGUCAUUUCAAGCGACGGAGUCACAAAGUCAGACCCAGAUUCAACAGAACAACCCGCAAAACCAUCGAGCACUGCUCAUCCUGAGCCAAAAUCCACUCUCCAUGUCCUAGUAGCUGAAGAUGACCAUAUCAACAGUGCAAUUGUACGGAAGAGACUCGAGAAACUAGGACAUACGGUGCAUUUGACUGUGAACGGGAAAGAAUGCGCCACAGCCUACCAAGAACGCCCUGAUUCAUUCGAUGCCGUCUUGAUGGACAUACAGAUGCCCAUCGUCGACGGCCACGGUGCCACGAAACUUAUACGCGACUAUGAAGAGUCUUGUGAUAGGAAAAUUCCCAUUUUUGCUGUGUCAGCGUCACUGAUGGAAAAGGACAAACAGACGUACAUUGAUUCUGGAUUUGACGGUUGGAUUAUGAAACCGAUUGACUUUCAGCGGCUGAAUCAUCUGCUUAGCGGUGUGUAUACAGAACACAUCCGCAAUGGCGAGGAUAGUAUCUAUAUCCCAGGAAAAUGGGAGAACGGUGGAUGGUUUGGGAAGCGUGAUAUAGCAUAA